AUCAGCCAUAUGGUAAUUGACGUCAUUACAUCCUCAUAUCCUCCAUCUUUCGCUGCCGCAUGCUCCUCUAGAAAUCUGUGGAUCAGAUCUAAACAUGAAUCAAGAAAAGCUAGCAAAACUCCAAGCCCAGGUCCGAAUAGGAGGAAAGGGCUCAGCACGCAGAAAGAAGAAGGUUGUACACAGAACAGCAACAGCAGAUGACAAAAAAUUGCAGAGCUCUUUAAAGAAACUAGCUGUCAACAACAUUGCUGGAAUUGAAGAGGUGAACAUGAUCAAAGAUGACGGCACAGUGAUCCACUUCAACAACCCCAAAGUGCAAGCGUCCCUUUCAGCCAACACCUUCGCCAUCACUGGGCACGCAGAGACCAAGCAGCUCACAGAAAUGCUCCCCGGCAUCCUCAGCCAGCUGGGAGCCGACAGCCUCACCAGUUUGCGCAAACUGGCAGAGCAGUUCCCCCGUCAAGUGCUUGACAACAAAGCUCCUAAAGCAGAAGAUAUUGAAGAAGAAGAUGAUGACGUUCCAGAUCUUGUGGAGAAUUUCGACGAAGCGUCAAAGAACGAGGCUAACUGAUGACCCCCCACCCGCAAGACUCAAGAUACAAAGCUCGGAACUGCAUUGAAGACUGCAAUCUCUUCCGGUGUUUUAACUCUAGCUACAAAGACAUACAUUCAAACACUAUGCCCAGAGACUUUUGUAUUUUCAAAAUGGCCCAAGGAUGUCCUUAUCAGACUGGCUUGUGCAUUUAAAACAAACAAAAAAAUAAACUCCCACACGUCGGUCAACGGUUAAUUAAUUCCAACAGAUUGUCAACAUUGAUCAGGGUUAAAUGGUCAUUAAAGCUAGUCUUAAGAAAUGUGUUUGUUUUUUGUUAAUGAAACGAAAUAAAGCGGAUAAACAUUU
Messenger RNA from Hypomesus transpacificus, 901 nucleotides. RefSeq names its product basic transcription factor 3-like 4 (gene btf3l4). The transcript is spliced from 6 exons. The record is from RefSeq and is a predicted model, not a curated record. Lineage: Eukaryota; Metazoa; Chordata; Actinopteri; Osmeriformes; Osmeridae. Bases 95 to 571 code for a protein of 158 amino acids.